AUGGUCGAGCGCCGCAAGUUGACCGAACCAGACUGUGACAACCACCGGGCGCGGCGACACACGCGCCCUCAACUCACGAUUGCACCAAUGGAGCACAAUCACUUCGCCCUGAGCUUCAUCUUCCGUCAGCUUCUCGUCAACACUCAGGCUUUCGAGAGAAGGAUAUUCGACUUCAUAAGCUGCAAGUGCCUCAAGUUGCAGCUGCUUUUGAAGAGCCUUUCCGUCUUCGCCAUGUCGUCUCCCGAAUCCACACAGUCGCCGUCGGCGGACAUGGACCAAGACGACAAGCCGCGUGUACUCGUCGACGGUCCUGGAGGUGCCGAAACCAAGCAGGGCGCCAAGAUUGCUUGCCUCGAGUGCAGAUCGGCCAAGAUCAAGUGCUCUGCGCCCACCGACGGCCAGGUCCCAUGCAAGCGCUGCGUCAAGCAUCAGAAAGAGUGUCUUUUCGAGAAGCACAAACGCGGUCGAAAGCCAAAUAAGCGCUUCUCGGUGCCGUCGGACCUGCGAGCAGCGGCACGUCGCAGCAGCGAGGGCACGUCGUUUGAGCAUUCCACUCGUCCAACCUCGUCCGGCGGCCGAUCCGAUUCGCAUCACACCAUGUCGCAUCACAACAACGAGCAGCGCCAGCGCAACUCUCGCAAUGGUCGCGGCACUCCCGACAGAGCUCCGCACACGCACCAGUCCACUUUUGGCUCGAACCAAGGAAGCGCCGCCAGUCGUCAACACUUCGGAGAUGCCAGUUGGAAGCAAGGCAGCAGCUUCGGCCCGCCCGCACAAAGCAGAGGUUUGCAAGCGUCGCACUAUCCUGACGACCGCUUGCAUAGCACGGCCGACAAAUACCCUAAUGGUGGCAUGUCGACGUCCAUGUCGGCGCCUUCCACUCUCGCUCAGUCGAGCAUGCCGUAUGGCUACCCGCAGUCGAUGCAUCAUGCACCACCGCUCCAUCCGCAACCGCAUUCACAUCAGGCUCAGCAUCACCAACAUCAACAUCAGUUGUCGCAUCAACAUCAGCACUCGCAUCAGCAGCACCAGCACCAACAUCAGCAUCAGCCAUCACAACCACCGUCCUCGUAUCCGCAAGGACGUCACAGCUCCGAUCAUCCCAGUCCUGGACGCUGGCGCGAUCAUCCGCAGUCUCAGGCUGUCUCCUCCCCACACAGCUCUCAUUCUGCCGCCGCUGCUGCCAAACAACACGAUGGCUUUGCUCAUGCACACAAUCGACCUUAUCCACACAACGCCCCAGCGCCGAGCCACAGCUACGCACACUGGGACAGUCAGCUCGGGUCCGAGAGAAAUCAUAAAGCCAAAUUGGAACUCUCUCCUUCAAGGCGUACAGACACUUCUGCACUACAGGGUCAGCAGCAGCACAAAGCGAGCAACUCGAUCUCACACUACGCCACUCAUACUGACAACACCAAGACGCAGAAGCUCCAAUCCUCAAACAGUCAGCGCAGCUCAUCCAAAGGCCGAAUCCAGCGUCGUGAUGCGCCGCCGUCCUCACAACACCAGCAUUCUUCAAGUCGAAGCGGAGCAUACGACCACGAAGCGGAAGAAGAUUUCGAGGACGAGCAGGAUGAGCUCGAGGAUGAUGCCGACGCCACUCGCGAGGAGCACGACUACGUGCUUUCCAACCCGCUCAAGUUGCUGGCUCAGGCCUCUGAUGCAGCUGCUGCCCGCAUCGAAGGCGGGCGCGUCGAGCCUGGCAGCCGAAGUUCUUUGGCGGCGGUCGAAACCAUGGGUUUCCUUCAGCCCACUUUGCCUUCCAACCGUAUGGCUGUGAGCGCUGCAGUCAACUUGACUGGCCUCGGUCGUCCUCUCUACGGACGAAGGGAGGACGACCUUGCACGUGCGCAGCGCGGCUGGCCCUCAAGCCGCGUGCUUCCUCCCCUGCUCAAUCCGAACCGAGCAGCACUUCCGAGCGACGAGGCAAGUCCCGAUGCUUCCACUCGUAGUCAGCCAGCAUUCCUCAAGGACACCAUGCGUUCCAAGUCGUUUCCAGAAGGCGAGCUUCCGAGACUGGACCCUCCCACUUCUCUGGACGAGCAAGAAUCUGGUGCCUUUGCGGCUGCUGCUUCCAGCAGCAGUCAGGCGUCUGCGGCAAAGGUCACGUUAGGCGCAACUCUUGGCCGACCCAACGUCCUCACUCCUUCCACUCUGGAUCACGAAGCUUGGGAGUACCGCGAAGGCAAAGCACAAGCGCGUCGCGGAUACGGAUCUAGUCCUGGAGGUGUUAGCGGCGAUGCUGUCACUACAGGCAGCAGCGUCUCCGCUGGUGCGACCACGGGCCAAAAGCAGGGCGCUGUUUCCGCCAUGAAUGGAGCUUCACCCGGCGAGAUGAUCGAGUCUCCCGCCGACGAGGUCACGACAGCCAUGCUGGGUAAACGCAAGCGAGGGCGCUCCCGUGCGGCCCGCGGUGGAGGCCUCCCUACCCGUCGCAGGAGGCUUGCUGAAUGGGACACAGAUGCAGAGAACGGCGACGGUGUAGAUGAGGAAGGCAUACCGGACACCGCCAAGGGCAAGCAGGUGACUAUCGUGACCAUCGCACCACGCAAGGAUGCUGGCGGCGUCACUUCCGGCGGCGAAGGCGAAGCUGGUGCCUCCCGCAAAGGCUACUUCAAUUUGAGCUUGUUCCACAGCAAGAACGACGAUACAGAAGGCUUGGACCCCGUCGAGCUUGGCUUGGUCGAGCUGAAAGAGCUCGAGAGGCUCUUCGACGUCUUCUUUGCACGCAUCAACCCGGUGCUGGAUCUCUUCGACCCUUUCCUUCACAGUGUCGCGUUCGUACGUAUGCGCUCGGCUUUCCUCACAACUGUAAUUUCGGCCAUGGCUGCUCGCUUCUCAGAUACACCGCAAGAUGCGAAACUUGCCUCGACACUAGACAGGCACUGGCAAGAGAAGCUCCUCCCGAUGAUCUUGCUCGGCGGCCACAAGAGCGUGGAGAUUAGUCAAGCUUUUUUGAUCUUGACCACAUACAGUCGCCCAACGAACCGCCUCGUCGACGAUCGCUCCUGGCAAUACCUCGGGUUCGCGAUCCGCACAGCCACCGAGGUCGGUGUGAAUCGCAAGGUCACCCCUAGCGAAAAUCUGCUCGGCAACGAGCAGGUGGCUCGCCGCGUUCGCAACCGCGAGAGGCUCUGGUACAACCUCUUCCUUUACGACCGAACGUUGAGCGCUCAGACCGGUCGACCAUGGACUAUAUCAGAAGACCGAAUGAUCGUGCAGAGCUCCAUGUGGCAUCGACAGGACUUUGCGCUGCCUGAGGACGUCUCGCUGGUCAGCUUGAUUAAGCUGCGUCGCAUCACGGCUCAACACACCGAGGCCUUCGACACGUACCUGACAAGCCCGGAUCGCUUCGAUGAGACGCAAACGGCAACAGCCCUGGGCGUUGGUGGCCAGAGCAUGUUCGAUCGCCGCCUCGCAGGUCUCGAAUUCUUUCGCAAGAAUGCCAACGCCGACCUGGAAAAGUGGAAGGAGACUUGGUGCAUCAACACGGAGGAUAAGAUCAAAGAGGUCGACACGAGCGCGGCAGCCGGCAAAUAUCUAGUUCGAUGGGCGCCCACCGCCAAGCUCUUUUACUACCAUUCACGCCUUUUGAUCAACUCGCUGGUCCUCGGUUCUACGGAACAGUACGAAGGCUUCCUUUCUGGAUCCUCCGUGUCUGUCGAUUGCUGGACGUCUGCCAUCUCGCUCAUCGACACAGUGCUCAACGAUUUCACCGAGGAAUCUCUGGUGACGUGGUCCAACGAUCGAGUGGUGAUGGCGGUUUAUGCUGCUGUAUCCGCCGUGCGCAUGACCAACAUGCAGCACAAAUACGCUUUCGCCGACAAGGAAACGCUACUUGCGCUCGUCCGCCGUCUCGCGACCAGCAUGACGAAUGCAGGCAAGACGCCGCGACACCGCAACGGCUCUGCCACGCCCUACGGCCGUUACCUCAAGUCUGUUUUGGCUGCGUUUGAACCCGAGAAUUCGGUUUCUGCUGCUGCAGCGACGACGCAGAGUGGAUCGAGUGCGACAGCGCAAACGCCGGGCAAGGACAGCGAGCAGGCGACGUCGGUGACCACCAGCAGCCUUGCGCCCGGCGAUAGUCGAUCUGCUGCUGCUACUCCGACAGCCGCCAUGGUCGUAGCAGCGCCUCCUGUCGCCGUUGCGGAGGGUCUAUCUCAGGGCACCUUGGACGAACACGGAGCGAAGAAAGACGACGGAGCAGGUGGAGUCAGUUCGCAAGAUGACUCGGUCGCAGGUGCCACAGUGGAAGAAGGCGUCAGCGGCACGGUCGAGGAUGGAAACGGUGCAAACGCCGUCUUGAAAACGGAAGGUUCGGCCGGUGGAGGCGACGUGGCUAGCUCUUUGGCUCAGGUUCCGUUGAUUGUGGCUGAUGGCGACAGCAUGGACAUCGAUAUUUCGGCCGCUGCGUCUCAACUGGCAGCUGCGGAAACCAGCUUUGACGCUCCGAGCAGCAUGGAGAAGCUGCUCACUGAGAUGCCGAUCGACGGCACUGUGGCGGUCACCAAUGCUGGCGGCAUGCUCACUCCGGUCGGUGGAACGAGCGCAAACAACGUCGCUUGGCCUGUCGACAUAUCUAGGCCAGCUUCAUCGGCCCAGUCGUCCUCGGUAGGCGGUGCCGAUGGCACGAAUCUACUCGUUGCGCCAGCGUCGAAUCUCUUGCUCUCUACAUCCCUCUCACCCACAGCCCUGGGAGCGAGCGAGGCUACGUCUGCAGAGGCUGGAGUCGAUGCGGUGGCGGCCGCCGUUGCUGCAGCUGGUAUGCCCGACGUGGUGGACGAUCCCGAGUCGCUGGAACGCAUGUGGAACUACAUGACGUCCUUCGAGCACACGUCGUUCUGGCAGCCUCAGAGCACGUGGAAUUCGUCGGGGCUGGGAAGCAACGGUGGCGGGCAGGGUCACGCGGGUGGGAACGGUCCGUGA
This is a messenger RNA of Pseudozyma hubeiensis SY62, 4926 nucleotides long. RefSeq lists its product as hypothetical. Gene Ontology annotation, molecular function: zinc ion binding; transcription cis-regulatory region binding; DNA-binding transcription factor activity, RNA polymerase II-specific. The coding region runs from base 1 to 4926 and encodes 1641 amino acids. Gene Ontology annotation, cellular component: nucleus. Gene Ontology annotation, biological process: regulation of DNA-templated transcription; DNA-templated transcription. The transcript has 2 exons. NCBI's taxonomy places the organism in Eukaryota, Fungi, Basidiomycota, Ustilaginomycetes, Ustilaginales, Ustilaginaceae. The record is from RefSeq and is a predicted model, not a curated record.